This is a messenger RNA of Pseudomyrmex gracilis, 1353 nucleotides long. RefSeq lists its product as uncharacterized. Lineage: Eukaryota; Metazoa; Arthropoda; Insecta; Hymenoptera; Formicidae. Gene Ontology annotation, biological process: GPI anchor biosynthetic process. The record is from RefSeq and is a predicted model, not a curated record. Gene Ontology annotation, cellular component: endoplasmic reticulum membrane. The coding region runs from base 524 to 1243 and encodes 239 amino acids. The transcript is spliced from 3 exons.
ACAUUUAGAGCUGCGUUCGGAAACAUCACUAGUGUAUAUUUUAUCUUUAUUACUCAUUAUAUAUAAAACAAAGAUAGAAUGACGCUCGUGUGUACACGAGUGCUGUUUCCGAACGUGACGUAGAUGAGACGAGUGCGGACGGAGUGGACAAGGCGAACACCCAAAAGACGAACGGAAGAUGACGCAGAGACGAAGGCGAAAACAAAAUAAAGUUAGCUAAAAGUUUGUUCUCUCUUUCAAUUCUUUCUGAAUGCGCUGUGUAUAAGGUUUAUUCUAUUUCCACCAAAGUUGCACCAGACUGCACUCUAAAGCCCGUUCUACAUUAAGCGCAGGACACAACGCAACUAGGAGGCCUCGCGGAAUUGGUCAAUCACGUUGAUCAAAUCAGCCAAUUAGCCACCAACGUGAUUGCUCAAUUCCGCGAGACCUGUUAUGCGUCGUUAAUGUAGAACGUCCUUUUCAACAAGUGUUGACAAAUGUUUACAAACACGUGUGACAGUGUGUGGAUCUAAAAGAGUGAAAAAUGACAGUAUACAUUUCCGAGUCCAAUUUCUCGCGAAUUAUCAUCACACUGAUUCUGUGCCUACAAUGUGUGAAAAUUUGUGCAGGAAUUGAAGCUGAACUCAAUCUUUAUGUAAAAGGAACCGGGUUUCACAGGACGUUGAUUUAUCAUGUAAACUUGAAGAAUUUCACCUAUGAGAAUUGUCACGCUGCCAUUUACAUGGAGUUACCGUCUGCAUUAUAUGUUAAUGUGAACGAAGUAGCAGACUUAACAAGACAAGGAAUAGUUACAAUAUGUUCUGUAGGUGAGACCGACGUUGAGCUAUUUGCAGAGAAGGCAGGCCAUCAGAAUGUAACAUCAUGUGCAUCUAUAAGUUCCUCAUCGUUCAAUUUAACAAUUCCCCUUCAUCAGCGUUAUCAUUACGCUUGUGAAACUAGUGACUAUGUUAAGGUAUAUGUACCUAGACCAAAGCUUCUUCUAGGAUGCUACAGAAGAAUCAGGGACCAUAGAGUUUCAAAAAUAAACCUUUGUCAGCCAUGUGUAGGUUUGGCAACCAAGUGGCGUGAAAUUUCAUAUCGUAUAUUAAACAAUCACAAUUAUAUAUGGCUUAUACCAGUUGGGAAUUUGUUAUUCUCCACAUUUGUUACUUGUAUCACCUUACUAAUAACAAUAAUCGGUGCAGUAUUUGUUGGAUAUGCUAUUUGGGCCAAUACAUUAAAAAAUCGUAAGAAAAAGAACUGAAGUAACUAAGACUUCAACGUACGAGAUGUUCUAGAGCUAUUAAUAUUUUAUGCAUAUUUAUAUAUUAAAUAAAUAAGUUAAUAUAAGAUAAAAUAGUUCUGAUAUAUAUA